AUGAGUUCAGAAACAGGCCCCUCGUCUAGUGUUCAUCCAACUGAUAACAAGGGCAAGAGAAAGCGGCCCGAGUCGCCUUCUGAAGACCCAACGUCCAGGAAGGUUUAUUUUCCAAAUGAAUUUGAGACGAUGUCACUAACUCAAGAUUCCAUAGUCCAGGGAUAUGAAAGUUCCGCAAAGGCAGUCAGCCAGGAUCAAUCUAAUCAAGGUACGACUAAGGAAACUUCAUCUCAAUAUCCACAGGUCCCCGUGGAGCCUCAUGGUGCGUUUCGGAGAGUAAAGGCACCAUGGCCCACUGGAGAAAGUGCGGCGAACCAUCCGGAUCGCACAUUUGACGACCUUGACAACUUUAGAAAGUUCCUACGUGACUCCCGUGAUGAGGCAGAACUUGCCGUGUAUCUUGGACUUCAGCACAAACACGACCUCAGAAAUUUCGCUUUGUCCUGGCCUGUCAUCAAGACCUGGAUCAAGGCACCACAUAAGCAGACAAUCUCACUCAAAGUUGAGAUAAGUCACCUCAUUCAGGAUGGCAAAGAAUUAUCCUGUAUCGUAGACCCUUACGAGAUUUGGCCGCAACGCCCCCAGGAGUCGGAGGAGCACGCUUCUUUGAGGAGCACACACAUCAUGUCCAGUGAUCUGCAUAAUUUCCACCGCACAAGGAGAUAUCGCGGUGAACUAAGCGCGAUGCUGGAGCUCGAUAUCCCGCUGGACAACGUUUGCCACCCUAGACCCCAGCUCAUAUCUUGGAAAAAUGAGCCGAAUGACAAAUUCGAUCGCUGCUGGACAAUCUUGGGUUAUGUUUCAUUGAUCCCCUAUAUGAAAUCUUGGGAAAAGGCCCUGGGAUUCUUUGUCUCCUCGUCAAACAAGGCUAUCAUAUACGACAGCAAUAUGCCGACAGGGACAAUACCAAGACCAAACCACCUUGUGAUAGCUCAGCAAUGCUCCUCUGUAUCUCUAGAGGAGAGUGCCAACGACCUUGCCCCAAUUCAGGUAAAGGUAACCUGGGAUAGGAACCGAAACACACUCAGGAACAUGAAUUUGUGCCGCGUCCUCACAGGUAUCGCACAUAAUGGGAAAGUGCUCCCUCCGACAGAUCCGAUGAUGACACAAGAUCCUCGAUUAUGCAGAACGGGCGCAUCAUUCCGGGACGUCAUCCGACAUAUGAUGUCUUGUGGUGGUUAUGGAUUGAACCUGUAUGAUUUGACAAUGUCGUAUCGAGUGGAGACAGAUAAUUCCUAUUAUCAGAUGGACGCCCUCCGAACCCAAUGGAAGGUAGUGCAUGGAAUAUUUUCACACUCGGCUAACACGAAUUUCGUGAUUCGGGUGCUUCUGGAUGUUCAUGAUUACCGGAAUGGGGAGGUCUAUGAAACGACUGAACUGCCACCAGUGUAUUGA
Penicillium concentricum is the source of this 1395-nucleotide messenger RNA. RefSeq lists its product as uncharacterized. NCBI's taxonomy places the organism in Eukaryota, Fungi, Ascomycota, Eurotiomycetes, Eurotiales, Aspergillaceae. The transcript has 3 exons. Bases 1 to 1395 code for a protein of 464 amino acids. The record is from RefSeq and is a predicted model, not a curated record.